Messenger RNA from Kogia breviceps (pygmy sperm whale), 717 nucleotides. It is a transcript of the gene C1QL4, whose product is annotated as complement C1q like 4. Lineage: Eukaryota; Metazoa; Chordata; Mammalia; Artiodactyla; Physeteridae. The record is from RefSeq and is a predicted model, not a curated record. Gene Ontology annotation, molecular function: protein binding.
AUGGUGCUGCUGCUGCUGGUGGCCAUUCCGCUGCUAGUGCACAGCUCCCGCGGGCCGGCGCACUACGAGAUGCUGGGUCGCUGCCGCAUGGUGUGCGACCCGCACGGGCCGCGAGGCCCAGGACCCGACGGCGCGCCCGCCUCCGUACCCCCCUUCCCUCAGGGCGCCAAGGGAGAGGUGGGCCGGCGCGGGAAGGCAGGUCUGCGAGGGCCCCCGGGACCACCAGGUCCCAGAGGACCUCCAGGAGAGCCGGGCAGGCCAGGUCCCCCGGGCCCUCCAGGCCCAGGCCCCGGCGGGGUGGCGCCCCCUGCCGGCUACGUGCCUCGAAUUGCCUUCUAUGCUGGCCUGCGGCGGCCACACGAGGGUUACGAAGUGCUGCGCUUCGACGACGUGGUGACCAACGUGGGCAACGCUUACGAGGCGGCCAGUGGCAAGUUCACCUGCCCCAUGCCGGGUGUCUACUUCUUCGCUUACCAUGUGCUUAUGCGCGGCGGUGACGGCACCAGCAUGUGGGCGGACUUGAUGAAGAAUGGACAGGUCCGGGCCAGCGCCAUUGCUCAGGACGCGGACCAGAACUACGACUACGCCAGCAACAGCGUCAUCCUGCACCUGGACGUGGGAGAUGAAGUCUUCAUCAAGCUGGACGGCGGGAAGGUGCACGGCGGUAACACCAACAAGUACAGCACCUUCUCUGGCUUCAUCAUCUACCCGGACUGA